This is a messenger RNA of Ceratitis capitata (Mediterranean fruit fly), 1347 nucleotides long. RefSeq lists its product as uncharacterized. The transcript is spliced from 2 exons. The record is from RefSeq and is a predicted model, not a curated record. Bases 1 to 1347 code for a protein of 448 amino acids. Lineage: Eukaryota; Metazoa; Arthropoda; Insecta; Diptera; Tephritidae.
AUGCGGCGAAAUCUACAUUUAGAGGUGUUUUUAAAAAUCAUUGUUGAAGAUAUGCAGAAACCAAUGUUGUUGCAUAGUGUGGCGCCAAGUUAUGAAGUUGUUAAAAGGUUUAAUAGAAAUAUACUCACAAUUGCCUUAGUAGUGAAUGUCGAUACAGAACUUGCCAUACUCGCCGAAACACUAAAUCUAAUGCUUCAGAAACGUGUCUUACUCAUCUGCGGUGAAGAGCAAGCGGCGCGAGAACGCGAAGCGUAUUUAACUCGUCUCUUUCGUUUAUGCGAAACGAAAAAAAUGCUUAAUGUUGUGAUGAUUUUUAGCGAUUUUUCGAGCACAAAGACAUUUCACAGUUACACGAUAUUUCCUACAUUUCACAGCGAGCGAAAAUCGUACGCCACGGCAGAUGUGGUAGUGUUUCCACGUCGUAUGAGCGAUCUACACGGUUAUGGCAUACGCACAAUGCCCGAUCAAUUGUUUCCCUACUCAUAUGCUGACAACAUAGAUGGACGCGUAAAAGUUGCCGGUCUGAUGCCGGUAAUUUUGGGUACAUUUGCCGCGAGCAUAAAUGCAACACUUACCUACCCAAUGCCAGUGAUUGUUGGUGAAACACAUCAGCAGGCCGGGUUCGACGAGAUGAUAAAAAGGAAUGAGUUGGAUAUACCAGCUGCGCGCAUGGAAAUCUUCGAUACCUUCGAUGAAGCAACACAACCCUAUGCCAUUGGAGAUCUCUGUAUUAUUACACCCACGCAACGGUAUCAUUCUUUUAUAAAAUUCUCCCUCAUAUAUAUGGAUCCUACAUAUCUUAUGGUUGAAUUAGUGUGCGUUAUGAUAAUACAUACGUUGCUUCAUUUCAUUCGUCGCUUGCAGUUUUUCCGCGUUGGCAAAGUAUUUCAUUACAAUCUCCUGACAUCAUACACGGAACCAAAUUAUAUGUCAAAUCAUUUGGCAGUGGUGCAUACAGCUCGCUUGCCACGUUUAAUUUCGUUGAGAAUUUUGACAUUUUUAACACUCAUCUGGUCGCUGUGCAUUCUCACACAGUUCACGGUGAAUUUGAAUUCCUUCAUAACAAAGCCAGUAUUGGUGGCGAGUCCGAAAACGUGGCAAGACUUCAAUGAAAAUGGUUACAAAAUACUAUUGAGUAUACCGUCAUAUAAAUAUAUUUCCACUUAUUGUGGUGAAUUGUGCGAAGAUAUGGAAGACGCAGUGGAGUACGACACAUUUGAGGAAAUGAGUCCCGAAUCCCUUCAUCCGUUCGCCGCCGCGCUUUUGGUAGACACUGACGCUGCAAUAAGUGAACACUUAAACCGAAUAUGUCGCAGUGUGGCUUCACUGAAAAUUCUCUCCCAAUAG